Messenger RNA from Funneliformis mosseae, 257 nucleotides. NCBI's taxonomy places the organism in Eukaryota, Fungi, Glomeromycota, Glomeromycetes, Glomerales, Glomeraceae. The record is from the annotation of a GenBank genome assembly.
UAAUAUUAGACAAGCUAGAAAAAGAUUUCUUGAUCAACAAGCAAGAGAAGAAAGUGUAGAAGUAGUGUUAGCACCUCUUCUUCCAGUUCCACAAAUUUUGUAUAAUUUACUUACACAAAAUAAUUCAAUAUCAGAUGAACCUUAUAUAACUCAAAUAAGAGCUUAUAAUCAGGUUCUUACAUUUACAUUUUUAGAUGUAAACCUUAAUAAAGAACUUGCAAAUGCCAAAAAGGAGAUUUAUACAUUUAGAAUUCAAG